Molecule: messenger RNA, 3432 nt
Organism: Misgurnus anguillicaudatus (oriental weatherfish)
Lineage: Eukaryota; Metazoa; Chordata; Actinopteri; Cypriniformes; Cobitidae
Product: guanylate-binding protein 4-like
Molecular function (GO): GTPase activity; GTP binding
Source: RefSeq, a predicted model, not a curated record
UUUGUUUGUUACAUAAGCUUUGCAAGACGCCACUCAUUCUGCGUGCCAGGGUAUGCCACACAAAAGGAAGACAUUAAAACAUUUGUUGUAUCUGGUUGCACAGUCUAAACACUUCAGGCUUUUUCUACCUGCUAUCACAUGUUGCAGUCCAUCACUGUGAAAGUGAAACCAAAAGUAAAACUUUAACAUGUGUUUGUUCAUUCAGGAGAAGACCACAGUGAUACUGAGAGACAUCCUUUAACUUAAGAUAUACAGGUACAAUAUCAAGAAUCAAGCAAAAUGUUGAUCAUGGAUAAGCCAGUUUGCCUCAUUGACACAGAGUCAGAUGGGAAGUUGUGUGUACAGGAGUCAGCGCUGGAGAUCCUGCUGAAGAUCGAUCAGCCGGUGGUGGUGGUGGCUGUGGUCGGUCUCUAUCGCACUGGAAAAUCCUACCUGAUGAAUCGACUCGCCGGGAAACAAACAGGGUUUGCGUUGGGCAGCACAAUUGAGUCCAAGACAAAGGGCAUCUGGAUGUGGUGUGUGCCACACCCCACAAAAAAAGAAACCACUCUGGUGUUGCUGGACACAGAGGGACUCGGAGACGUCGACAAGGGAGACUCAAAGCAUGAUACCAAGAUUUUCUCUUUGGCCGUUCUUUUGAGUAGCACUAUAGUCCUGAACACCCGAGGAACUAUUGACAACAGGGCCAUACAGAAACUGCAAUAUGUCACUGAACUAACCAAAUACAUCAAGAUCAAAUCACCUGAUGAAGUUGUAGAUGAUUCAGAGUUUGUGAAGUUCUUCCCCAGUUUUAUUUGGGCUGUGAGGGAUUUUACUCUACAGCUGAACAUCAACGGCCAAGACACAACAGAGGAUGAAUAUCUGGAGUUUGCUCUGAAACUAAAGUUAGGUACAUCGCCUAAAGUGAAUACUUACAACCUUCCAAGAGAGUGCAUUCGGAAAUAUUUCCCAUCAAGAAAAUGUUUCACCUUCCCAUUCCCGACCAAGCCGGAGAACAUCUUAUAUCUAGAGACGCUGGACCCAGCUGAGAUUUCCAAACAUUUCUUGGAGGUCGCCGAUCAUUUCUGCCAGUUCAUAUUUAAUCAUAGCCAAAUAAAACAUCUGACAGAUGGACACAAGGUCACUGGUAGAGUUUUGGGUCAUCUUGCGAAAACAUACGUGGAGACCAUCUCUAGUGGGGCUGUGCCAUGUCUGGAGAACGCUGUGAUCGCUAUGGCCACAAUUGAGAACGAGGGUGCGGUGAAGGAGGGACUUGAGGUCUACAAGAGUGGAAUGGAGAAGCUGAAAAACUCUUAUCCUCUGGAACUGAAUAAAAUCAAUGCUGAACAUCAGCGUUUACAUCUCAUGGCUACACAAACCUUCAUGAAACGCUGCUUCAGGGACAAUGAUGGGAAGUACUUGACAUCUUUAGAGGAAGCCAUCAAUCAUGAGUUUGAUAGAUAUCUCUUGGACAAUGAGAAGGCUUCUGAGGGAAAAUGUGAAUGUAUUAUAUCAGGUCUCUCUAAACCAAUGAACGAAGGAAUCACUGGAGGAUACUAUGCAAGACCAGGAGGUCAUAAUCACUUCUGUCGGGACCUGGAGAACAUUGUGAUUCAGUACAACACACUGACCACUAAAGAAAUCAAGAGUGCUGAGGUGUUGGAGAAGUUUUUACAGGAAAAGGCGGCCAUUACAACAUCUAUCAUGCAGGCUGAUAAUAAACUAACUGAAAAUGAAAGAAGGACUUGGGAGGAGAGAAAGAGGACAGUACUUCUGGAACAAGAAAAUAAGACCCAGAAAGAGAAGCAGCGUCAAUUGGAGAAGAAGAUAGAGAAUGAACGUUACAGUAACAAUGAGAGAAUGAGACAGGUCACGCAGAGGAUGAAAAAUGAGAUGUUUCUCCAAAAACAGCAGAUGGAGCGUGCGAUGGAGAGCAAGCUAAGGGAAAAGACUGCCCUGGAGAAGAGCUUUCAGGAGAAAGCAGAUAGGAUGGCCCGGGAGAUUGACGAGUUGAAGAGAAAGAAUGCUGAGGCAGAGGCGAGAACCUCGAGAAGUUAUGCGCAGAUGAUAGAAGAUCAGCGGCGAAGAAAUGCACAAAAAAUUGAGGCGUUGAGGCAGCAGCAUAGACAGCAGAUGGAAGCAAUUAAAAGCAGACCCCAAAGUUCAUCUUCAUCCUGUUCUAUACAAUAAAAUGUGUUUAAAUUAGAGUUGUUCCGAUUCCGAUACCAGUAUCGGAAAUGCGGCCGAUACCACAAAAAAUUCUGGCAUCGGAAUCGGCGAGUACUUGAACCCAUGUACCGAUCCGAUACCAUUUUCCUAAUAAACCUAGUUAUGCUCGUUAUAGCUAACGCUGCAAAGCGAAACUCAUUUCUUCUUCGCUGCUCUGAAUGCGAACACCAGUAAUUUACCUCAUGCGUGACGCAACCACUGUUUACUUAGAGCGGCAAAGGAAUGAAAGCAUGCAGCCGUAUGUCCACUGUUUGUAAGUAUUUCAGACUAAUAAAACAUCGACAUGUCUCAACGGAAUCCGCGCCCGCAGAUUUCCACAGAAAACUCCGCAGAUUUAAUGCCCGUGAUUGACAAGCACACAUACCCCGCGCUUGAGAUUUGAGAUGUCAUUGACAACAAGCACACAUACCCUUAUGCGUUUGUGAGCAGCAUUGACAAGUACAUGAACCCUGCGCGUGCUGUUUGCUGUGAUUGUUUUUAAUGAUAAGAGUAUGAACCGUUUGAUAUAUGAGAUGAAAUAAAACUUACCACUGAGUUUAACCGCAAAUCGUACUUGUCUCUGUCGUCUAUGUGACGCGAAAGUCAGCACACAUCAUCAUUUCAAAUCAGUUUACAAGACGAAUGCUCUUGUUAUGUUUAAUAUAAAGUUUACAUUGCGUUAUAAAAAUGAUGAAAUUAUCUUCAUACGUGCCCAAUUCAUAAUAAGAACGUAGUAACACAAGCUUUUAUUUUGCUAUAAUAUAUAUUAACAAUAAUAUAUGUCAUUUUAGGCUACAAACUAUAAUUCUAUCUUGACAUGCACAUUAUCUGCUUCAUGUUGGUCCGGUUUAAUUCAGAGGACUCAUUGGUUUGGUGUAUUCAUUUUAAUUGUAAGCCUUUAAAAAGUAAUUAUUUUAGAUGCAAUUUUGUACUAUUUAAUAGCUUAAAUUCUUUAAUUUAAAACCAUCCCGAAGAAUUCCACAGAUUUUUCCAAUUAUUCUAAAACUAAAACAGCCUUUCAGUUUACAGUGUUAGAUUUGUGGCUGAUUUUCUCAUAAGAAAAAUAAAUAUUACUGUUAAAUGUCUUUCAGAUAAUAAAAAUACUAGUUCACUCUAUGUAUUUGUUAAUGUUUUAUACAAGAAUAAGUCUGAAGCACACCAUAAAACAGUUAUAUCCAUUCAUACAGGGCUAGUAGUAUGUACAGCUGUAUAUUAUACAGAGACACACCCAGGUAUCGGAUCGGU